UCGCCUUCGCAAGCACGAAGCGAGCGGGAGGAGCACGCAACACAGCCAAGCAAGCCUGCCAACCCUCCGUGCUGCGUGCAACGAACAGCAACCACAAGACGUGGAGCAACCGAGUGAGCGAGCACUGGUGUGCACUGGGCGGUUGGUUCACUGGGCGAAGAAGUGGCACGGGCGAGAACCCUGCGGCCCCAGCUCCGCGAACAACUUGGCAAAGAGAGUGCAAAGCAGACAGACACACACCGCCGUAUCGUGCGCGUGUUCACAGUCUCACACUAACGAGGAUAUGGGUGACGUGGAACGAGGCGGGGUGCGGCCAGCAUUGGCUGAAGAUGCAAAGGAGGCGUGGGAGAUGGUGGCAGCAUCGCCAACGGACCGCACAGAGGCACAGCGCGUCGCAAGACGCACGGCCAUGCCAGACAGCAUGCGCGGGCGGUGCUGGCUUCGACUGAGCGGCGGCAGCCGGCUCCUGGAGCGGGAGCCGCGGGCCUUUGACGAAGCGCUCGCCGCAGCGUGCACGACAGACCCAAGCCUCCUCCCCACCAACAGCAACAGCAACACUGACACAGCCACUGACACGACCACUGCAGCUGACAGCACCAGCAGCAACGAGGCAAGUUCUUCUUCACCUGCUGCUGCUGUGCUUGCUGCGCCGAGCGCAGAGGAGGUGACUGCCAUGGGCCAGCUAUUUGGGUGCAGCUAUGACUACCUGAGGCUGACCACAACCCCGCAGCAGCAGGUGUCGUGCGUCCGCGUCCUCAAGUGCCUGCACGAGCGCCAUCCAUCGACGACGCUGUGCCCGGUCGCGCCGUUCCUCACCGCCAUGUGCCUGCACUGGAUGGACGAGCGCGACGCGUUUGCCACCGUAUCUGCCCUCAUCACGCGGCGGCAGCUCAUUGACACGCGCGCCGGAUCAUGGGCGCGGCUGCAUGCGCUGGACACCAUCGCGCGCCGGUGCAUGCCGGAUCACUACCGAACCUUCUGCGCGCACUUUGGGCUCGACGAGAAGGCGCACCCGUUGACGCAGCAGCACCCGCUGGUCGGCGGCGUGCUGUCGUGGUUUGCCGACGACCUCCCCUUCUGGACCGUGGUCAGACUCACUGACAUCUUCAUGGCAGAGGGCCGCAAGAUCCUGUACAAGGCUGCGCUGGCCGUGGUUGAGUCGUGGUAUCUGUUCCACAAGGGCACCGUGCUUCGCGUCCGCGCAGGCCUGGCGUCGCGUCUUGUCACGCGCAUGUUCCACCGGCGGUCGUUCAACAAGGAUGCGCGCGUGCUGUGCGAGGAGUUGCGCUAUAGCGGGUGCAGCGAUAUGGGGCGGACGAGUCGCAGCAGCAGCUUCCACGAGCUGCGGAACCCUGGUCCAGGCAUCCGGGGCCCGUCCGUGCCAUCCCUCUCCGCACCAACCAGCCCUCUCGGUGGCAAGGUGUCAGGCGGUGGUGGUGGUGUUGGUGGUGGUGGCAGACGUGUUGAUGGUGAUGGUGGUGGUGGCAGACGUGUUGAUGGUGAUGGUAAUGGAGGUGUGCAGCAUGUGCUGGGUGAUGCCUACACGGGCGAGAAGAGCGGGUCGAUAUCUGGGCGGCGGCGAAACAGCGACGCGGGCGAAGCAAAACGCCGCAUGUCACAGCAGCAGCAGCAGCAGCAGCAACAACAACAACAACAACAACAACAACAGCAGCAGGUGAAGGUGGGUGACAGUGACGAUACCACAGUAGACAGUGCUGGCAAUGCACGUAAUAGCAGCAGCAAUGACACCAGCAGCGGCGAUGGCGAUGGUGAUGGUGAUGGUGAUGAUGGUGAUGAUGAUAACGAAACCAUGCGUGCGUGGCGGGAGGCGGAGCGCCAGCGGCAGCGGCAGCGGCGACGGCACCUGGUAGCCCCGACAGCGAGCCAGUCUGCACUCAAGGCAACAGCAGCCAGCGUCAUCGACUGCAACGCGUUUGUCGAGAUGUGCAUGUCGUUCAAGUUUCAGCGGCAGCAUCUGCACAGUUUGGAGGAGCAAGGCCUGCUGUUGGCGCCAGAGGUGUUUCGCCAGCUCGGAAAAUCGGUCUUUGUGGAUGAAAGCGCCGAACAUGCAAGCAGCUAUCACGGCCGCGUGCGUCUGCCGGAUACGCCGGGCCUGGAUCAUCCGUGUGACAUCAUGGCCAAGAAUGACUGGGCGCCCGUGUGGCGGGAAGUGCCCAUGCGUCACCGCCUCGACUCCCUCGUCUGCAUCUUCGACUCGCACGAGCACGGGCACAGUUUCCACUCGCUGUUGUCGCGAUCGCGAACGGCGUCACCGCUUCUUCUUCUCAUUCGCACGGACGCCGGCAGCACCAUCGGUGCAUAUCUCACUGCAGCGUGGAACGACUGCAUCAAGGCGACCGACUAUCAGGGCACGGGCGAGUCGUUUGUGUUCUCCAACACGAGUGGAGCCAUGACCGUUUACCCGUGGUGUGCAGAUGCAGAUGACUAUGUUGAUGAAGACCCGCCGUCGCUGUUCGUGACGAUCAUCGGUGACUCCAUCUGCGUUGGUGGGGGUCCUGAUGGUCAUGCCAUUGAGCUGGACAACGACCUCUCCCGUGGCGUGUCCUCUGCAUCGACCACGUUUGCAUCGCCCCCGCUUGUGGACGGCACAUCACUGAGGCGACGGUUUGCGUGCGCGCGUGUGCAGCUGUGGUGUCUUGGCAGCAGGCAGCCCGCAUGA
This is a messenger RNA of Salpingoeca rosetta, 2680 nucleotides long. RefSeq lists its product as uncharacterized. NCBI's taxonomy places the organism in Eukaryota, Choanoflagellata, Craspedida, Salpingoecidae. The coding region runs from base 284 to 2680 and encodes 798 amino acids. The transcript has 8 exons. The record is from RefSeq and is a predicted model, not a curated record.